Molecule: messenger RNA, 1408 nt
Organism: Coregonus clupeaformis (lake whitefish)
Lineage: Eukaryota; Metazoa; Chordata; Actinopteri; Salmoniformes; Salmonidae
Gene: cited2
Product: Cbp/p300-interacting transactivator, with Glu/Asp-rich carboxy-terminal domain, 2
Exons: 2
Coding region: 166-870 (234 amino acids)
Biological process (GO): regulation of DNA-templated transcription
Cellular component (GO): nucleus
Source: RefSeq, a predicted model, not a curated record
ACAGUUUUUGUAUUUUUUUGAGCUGAGUUUGAAAGUACACUAUCUUGAUUUUCAGAAUGCACAGCAUUCACUGAGUUGAGAUCGCAUAAACUGGACUGAUACAGUCACUCGCCUUGUGCUGACAGCGGAGCCACAUCCAAGGGAUCCCGUGAAAGAGCUUGGGGAAUGGUAGACCGCAUGAUGGCAAUGAACCAUGGACGAUUCCCUGAAGCUGUGAAUGGUCUCCACCAUCACCACCCAGCGCGCAGAAUGGGCAUGGGGCAGUUCUCGAACCCACUACACCAACAGCAACAGCAGCAUGGCUACACUACUGGUAUAAUGGGAGAUCAUUUGCACUACGGAGGGGCCAAUGUAACAGCUAAUCACGGAAUUCGGCAUUCUGUGGGGAAUUUAAACGUAAACGCUGGACACCCAAACAGCAACAUGCCUCCCGGAGCGCGCUACAGCUCUCAAUUUGUGGGACCUGCCGCCGCCGUCCCCACUCAAGGACAGCUCGCUGCAAGCAUGCAGUUACAAAAGCUCAACACGCAGUACUACAGCCACCAUACACACCCCUCUCACCAUCAUUAUAUGCAUGAGUUGCAUCCUGCGAAUCAUCAACUUAACGGGACAGGACAACAGUUCAGAGACAGCAACGCGAAACACAGCACGUCCAGUUUGCCUCCACAAGCGCAUCAUGUGCCUGCAGCAAUACUGCCCCCCAACGUCAUUGACACGGAUUUUAUUGAUGAGGAGGUCUUGAUGUCUCUGGUAAUUGAGAUGGGGCUGGACCGAAUAAAGGAGCUACCUGAGCUGUGGUUAGGACAGAACGAGUUUGAUUUCAUGACAGACUUUGUAUGUAAGCAACAGCCAAGCCGAGUGAGUUGUUAAAUCUCACCAAGUGGACUUAUACAGUCAUCUACUCAAACAGACUUUAAAGCAUUCCUUGUUGUCCCCUAAACUCGAGCAUUGAGAGAGAAGAUCUGCAAUAUACCAAUGGAGAACCAUUCAAACAUGUACUACACCAGAUUAUAUAUUCCUCAAAUAUUUUGGGGUAAUAGAUUUAUACUGCAGACAUAAUGGAAAUUAGUUAGUUUGAAGUAGGAAUGCACUACAAUCUCAAUUGAAUCUUUGUCAAAAGGACAAAUCUUCACAUCCAUGCUAUGCAUCAUUACUUCAAGCUAGAAUCCUUAGUUGCUACAUCCAUUUUUGGACUUAGAAAUUAAUUAUAUAUACCCAUUGAUUCUUGAAGAAUAUAACUUAUAAAUGUCUCAUGAGCUUAGUUCAACUGUCAUACCUCAUCACCCAAAGCAAAAAGAUAAGCUUGUUUUUUGUAAAUAAUGUUGAUGUAAACAACACUGUAUAGCCUCAAAACAUGGUUAAAACUAUAAUUUUGAUAUCAUAGAUGGUCAGUCCUUGCACCAAUAGC